UGCCAUUACUGCCAGUAUUUAUGAUGGUGCGUGUUAUUACUUUGUUUAACACAGAGUUAACAAUCGAGCGACGAUCGAAACCGGAUAAAUGUGGGCCAUUUUUCAUAAACAUUAGGUCUCAUUUUUUUUGUUGGCCAACGGUCGUUGGGUGUUCUUAACAAACAUUGAAUCACGCCAUUAACAUGACCGUUAUUUAACCUCUUUAAGUCGGUUCACAUGUCGCAUCUGGCACAAUGAAAGCCUGUGUCCUUAAUUCCCAAGAUUAGAAUAGAGAUUGCAUGUGUUGGACUGCUACGUAUAAGAAGUCACAGAGUGAGCAAUAGAGAGAAAUUGUAUGAAAUAAACAACUGUGUGUGAGUGUCUGUCAGACGCAAGUCCCCACUUAAUCAGUUGAGGUUUAACAGGUUGAAUUGGUGAAGCUGAGAAUGGGCUGUAGUUGAGAUCCAGAGGGAUAAUAGCAUCAUGACUGAGGAGCUGUUCAGAAACACACAGGUGUCCAUGAAGGUGGCUGCUUUGCACUUUGUGGACUUGCCACUGUCAGUCUAUUACUCCCUUCCACAGGUGAGUCUGAGCACCGGCACCAAGAAGCUCUUUGCCGCCACUGCCUUCGGCGCGGUCUCCCUCAUCUAUCUCGCCCGACACUUCAGGAGGAGGAAGAGCAAGAAAAAAGCCAGUUCGCCUGUUGAGCAGGAAACAUUUGAGUUCCUCACCACUGUCCCCCUGAAAAAAGAGUCUGAGUAUCAAAAUCUGCCUCUGAAUUCAAAGAACUGCUACUCUUGUAAUGUGGUGUCCAAUAGUAGCCUGUACAGCAAGCUUUCUGGCUCCCUGCUGAGCCUGGCCUCUGUGAGGAGCAGGCACUCCUCCAGUAGCUCUACUUGUGCUAACGGCUCCAGUUGCUGGGAUGGAGCAGGAGAUGAUGGUGACGUCUGUAACCUGCUCAACAUCCCUGUCACAACUCCAGAGAACCUCUACCUGAUGGGAAUGGAGUUGUUCGAGGAGGCCCUGCGGCGCUGGGAACAGGCGCUAACAUUCCACAGCAGGCAAGCGGAAGAUGAUGAAAACUGUGCGUCCGUGAAGCUGGGAGCUGGAGAUGCCAUUGCAGAAGAAAGCAUGGAGGACAUCAUCAGUGUAGAAUUCAUUCGGAAGCUGGAGUCCCUGCUACAGAGAGCCUAUCGGCUCCAGGAGGAGUUUGAGGGAGCGCUGGUAUUGACAGACCCUUCAACACAUCCUAGUAACGAUAAGGACAUGGAUCUCUCGGUGCGGGAGGACUUGGAGGACACUUGUCUGAGAGAUUCAAUCAGCAUCGCCUCAACAGAUUCCUUCGUCUCUGCCGCAGAGUUAUCUGAGCACAGAGAGAUGAGGAGUGCCCAUGCGCUGGGGUCACUGUGUCAUCACCCCUUCUAUGAGGACGCUCUGCAGAUGGCUGAAGAAGGAAAGAUCUCCUGUCGAGUGCUACGAACUGAAAUGCUUGAAUGUCUUGGAGACACUGACUUCCUAGCAAAGCUGCACUGUAUACGGCAGGCAUGUCAGGUCAUCUUAUGUGAAAGAGCAACUAGAGCAUUUCUGGCUGACACAGGAAAGAGGAUAUUGUCUUCAAUAAUUGUUAAAGCAAGGAAGAGCCCAAAGAGAUUUGAGGAGGUGUUUGAAGAAAUGAUCUGCUUUCUGGAGCAAACGGACCAUUGGGAGAACACAGAAAUGGAGCUUUCUGCAAGAGGGGUUAAACAUCUGAACUUCUAUGACAUUGUUCUUGACUUCAUCCUUAUGGACUCAUUUGAGGAUCUUGAGAAUCCACCUAUCUCUAUUCAAAAUGUGGUCAACAAUCGUUGGCUCAACAACUCUUUCAAAGAGACGGCUGUUGCAUCAAGUUGUUGGUCUGUUCUGAAGCAGAAGAGGCAACAUAUGAAGGUUCAAGAUGGCUUCAUUGCGCAUUUCUAUGCAGUGUGUGAACACAUAAGUCCUGUCUUGGCCUGGGGGUUUCUAGGUCCUAAAAGUUCCCUGCAUGAUUUCUGCUGCUUCUUCAAGGAACAGGUGCUGUUCUUCAUGAAGGACAUUUUUGAUCUGGAUAAAGUGCGUUACUCUAGUCUGGACACGCUGGCUGAGGACAUCUUGCACCUGCUUCACAGACGUUCUGAACUGCUUCUUGCCUAUCUGGGCAUCGAAAUGAUCAGUCACCUAAAAGGCUGUAGUGGCACACCUUUGCACCUGCUACCCAGUGCUUUGCUGGAAGCACAGGUUCAGUGAGCUACAUCUGUCUGUCUCAUCCUCUACAUUUUCAUGGAUGUUUAACUCGUUGCCUACAGCUGCUAAGUUGACUGCACAUCAUGACUCUUGUCUUCCAAGUCUUUAUUAGUGCCAUGUUAAUGCAGUAUAAAGUAUGUGUAGUGAUUAAAAUGAAGCGGGUGAGAAGGGACAGAGAUGUAUUUUAUAUGCUUUUCAUGUGGUGUUCCAGUAGCUUUUAAUUUUUUACUUUCAAUGAAUUAUUUGCACAACAAAUGAUUCGAGUUUUUGGGUCCUUGAUGUUUUGAGACUUGAAAGCUUUCGCACUGUUGUAUUUUCAUAGUUCUGAAAAAAGGAUGAUGUUAUUCAAAAGAGAUCAAGUGAUGUCUUUAUGUAGGUCACUUAAGAGUGUCCAAACUUUUUAUGGGAAUUAAUGUUCAACACUGGCCAUGAAUUCAGUUUAGACUUCCCUACUCUUAAUGAUGCCAUGAGAAUCACGUGGAACAGCUGGCUAAGAAUUUAAGUCAUUACAUGAUCUAUUACGCAUUGUGACUUGAAGCUCAAAUAUUUGAUGUAUUCUGUAAUAUGUGGAGUUGAAGCUGUAUUUUCUUGUAUUAUAUUAAGCCAGUAUACAGGUGCUGGUCAUAUAAUUAGAAUAUCAUCAAAAAGUUGAUUUCACUAAUUCCAUUCAAAAAGUGAAACUUGUAUAUUAUAUUCAUUCAUUACACACAGACUGAUAUAUUUCAAAUGUUUAUUUCUUUUAAUUUUGAUGAUUAGAGCUUACAGCUCAUGAAAGUCAAAAAUCAGUACCUCAAAAUAUUAGAAUAUUUACAUUUGAGUUUGAAUAAAUUACCAUCCCUACAGUAUAAAUUCUGGGUAUCUCUUGUUCUUUGAAACCACAAUAAUGGGGAAGACUGCUGACUUGGCAAUGAUCCAGAAGACGAACACUGACACCCUCCACAAAGAGGGUAAGUCACAGAAGGUCAUUACUGAAAGGUGUGGCUGUUUACAGAGUGCUGUAUCAAAGCAUAUUAAAUGCAAAGUUGACUGGAAGGAAGAAUUUGGGUAGGAAAAGGUGCACAAGCAACAGGGAUGACCGCAAGCUUGAGAAUACAGUCAAGCAAAGCUGAUUCAAACACUUGGGAGAGCUUCACAAGGAGUGGACUGAAGCUGGAGUCAGUGCAUCAAGAGUCACCACGCUCAGACGUCUUCAGGAAAAGGGCUACCAAGCCACUUCUGAACCAGAGACAAUGUCAGAAGCAUCUUAACUGGGCUGUGGAGAAAAAGAACUGGACUGUUGCUCAGUGGUCCAAAGUCCCCUUUUCAGAUGAAAGUAAAUUUUACAUUUCAUUUGGAAAUCAAGGUCCCAGAGUCUGAAGGAAGAGUGGAGAGGCACAGAAUCCAUGUUGCUUUAUAGUCCAGUGUGAAGUUUCCACAGUCAGUGAUGAUUUGGGCUGCCAUGUCAUCUGCUGGUGUUGGUCCACUGUGUUUUCUGAAGUCCACAGUCAACGCAGCCAUCUACCAGGAAAUUUUAGAGCACUUCAUGCUUCCUUCUGUUGACAAGCUUUAUGGAGAUGCUGAUUUCAUUUUCCAGCAGGACUUGGCACCUGCCCACACUGCCAAAGGUACCAAAAGCUGGUUCAAUGACCAUAGUGUUACUGUGCUUGAUUGGCCAGCAAACUCGCCUGACCUGAACCCCAUAGAGAAUCAAGAGGAAGAUGAGACACACCAGACCCAACAAUGCAGAUGAGCUGAAGGUCACUAUCAGAGCAACCUGGGCUCUCAUAACACCUGAGCAGUGCCACAGACUGAUCGACUCCAUGCCACGCCACAUUGCUGCAGUAAUUCAAGCAAAAGGAGCCCCAACUAAGUAUUGAGUGCUGUACAUGCUCAUACUUUUCAUUUUCAUACUUUUCAGUUGGCCAAGAUUUCUAAAAAUCCUUUCUUUGUAUUGGUCUUAAGUAAUAUUCUAAUAUUUUGAGAUACUGAUUUUUGACUUUCAUGAGCUGUAAGCUCUAAUCAUCAAAAUUAAAAGAAAUAAACAUUUGAAAUACAUCAAUCUGUGUGUAAUGAUUUAAUAUAAUAUACAAGUUUCACUUUUUGAAUGGAAUUAGUGAAAUAAAUCAACUUUUUGAUGAUAUUCUAAUUAUAUGACCAGCACCUGUAUAAGCAAUUAGUUGAACACUCAAAUCACUAAAUAAAAAGCUCAAAGCCAAUUCUAGUGAUUACAAUUUUAUUGAUGACAAUGGCAACAAUCUUUAACAUUUCAGACCAACAAUUCUCAGCAAAAAUCAAAAGUACAUUCAACAACUUUAACAGUUCAUGAUAGUUUUACCUCAAAGGCAUGCUCCAAAUUUCUCAGAUAGCCUCCGAUUUUCUCUUCGUUUUUAGACCCCCACGAAUUCUGUUGUGAACAAUUUGCUCAAAAGGAAACAUCUUGCAUGCAUACAAAACGAUAUGCAGCAAUGGAUAAAGACUAGGUUUAAAGAAACUGUUUAACUAACAAACAAAACCAGCCUGGCAAAUGUCUACUAAGAAAAAAAAGAAAAAGUUCCUGGUCAUGGUCCACCUGUACAGCAUUGAUGCACAUAAAAUCCCUACACUUAUCAACAAAAGGCAAAGAAUGUACUCAAAACAUUUCAUAGAACCAUUAGUCAACCAAUAAUACAGAGACAUAUGGCUACAUUUCUAUAAUCAAAACUAACUGGCAUCACCCUAACAGUAACAUUGACUUUGCAAUGACAGAUUCCUCGUGAUAUUUUUACCUUAUAAUUGGAGCCCUUGAACAGUCUACGUUCAGCGGAGGGACAGACUCAAAGGAUUCCUCCUUACGGACAAACUAGCUCAGGACCUGAUUCUACGAACUACGCCUGCAGCAUCUUCAACACUGUGAGUGAGAAUGAAGGCAGCAAUGUGGGAUAAACAUUAGCACUACAGAGGGGCAACAAGAAAGCUUGCAAACCAAUGAAACAUGAGCAUACAUACAGAGUACGUCAGUUAUCAGUGAGUGCAUUCAUAGGGCUAACUCUGGAUCAUUUCGCAUCUGCAUGCAUUGUGUAAGAGUAGAACAGAACCACACUAAACAGACUUACCAGGAAGCUAACAAAUGAGCAAGUCAAAUCAAAAUCACAUUGGUUUCAAUUAGAAAAAAAUAAAAACAAUUCUAGUUAGAUUUCAACAGAGGAAAAACAUUUGUGAACUACAGGUCAAGGCCAUGCAAUUUAUAUGGACACAACAAAAAAAAGCAUACUUCCAAGAGAUCUUAAUUCUGACAUUUGUGACGUGACGUACGUCAGUCUAUCUACUACGAGAGACAUCCUUCAUUAAAACAGCGGCACAAAUUGACCUCAGUUUCAAAGGUGAAAAGCAAUACACUAGAUCACAGGUUCAAUCGUUUUGAUUUCUUAGGAUACUCUUACCUGUGUUAUUGCUGCAGAACCUAAGGUGCAAGGUCAGGGAUGACACUGCAAGAUUAGACAUUGCACUGCUCACUAAUGAACAGUCAAAAUAAAAAAAAAUAAACUUGCAUCAAAUCGACAGCCUCAAUGACCUUAAAUCACAAACAGGCCAGGCACAGAUUUAGAAAUAGGACAUUAAUACUAGUUAACAUUUGAAAGAGGCCAUUUGCUGACGGUCUUUAUGGGCUAUGCAGUAUAAAACACUUGUCAAAUCACAAAGAGACAAAUUUACAUGUCUAGUCAAAGUUAAACCACACAUUCGCAGAUGGAAAAAGUUGCUGUUUCUACAGACGGACUGACUUGAACACAGUGGUACAGUUCACAGUUUCAUAUGAGAAGUCUGAGAGACAAGUCCUAAAUGACUAAAGCAGUGUCAACAUGGCAACGACUCAAUUUGUAAAUAUCACACAAUGCUGUUAUGGCAAAAAAUAACAGUCCAAUGUGAAAAAGGGUCAGGUCAUUAUUAUCUUGAACAUGUCAAAUCAAAAUUACAGCCCUGACAUACUUACCCAAAAAAGGGCAACAUUUAGAGAUUUAUAUACAUUGAGUUUCAUUCAGUCAAAGACAAUGCAUUGACAGCAAAAAACAAAUUGGGCCGCAAAAUGUACAUUUUGUACUUACAGUGGAGAGCUCAUUUCACUGGUGUAGGAGGCCAGAGUCUCCAAAAACCUAUAGGCCUAUAUUGGAGGAAUGCUAACAGACAAUGGGCAGACAAAAAAGUAGUCCAUGUUCGCAUUCGAGCUUUUUUAAUUGUAUCAAAAUGUUUUUUAAAAUGCCAGCAAUAUUGAUAGAAAUAUAUACACAAUUUGUGGAUUUUAGACAUGUAAAAUAUAGGAUGGGGACAAGUAAUUUCGCAAAACAUAACUGUUGAUCAGAACACUUGACCUGCCCUGUAAAAAAGCAGCAAACUUGGAGAACAAACUAAAAUACUUGCAACAUGAUUGCGGUCACAAUAUAAAAAGGAACAGUUUAUGUAAAGACGCAUACUUGCUUACCGCCUUCCUAAUCUCGCCUGUGAGGGAGGAAAUGUCUCUCAUUAACAGUACACACUACCUCAACAAACCAGGUGAAAUGCAGUACAAGAAUGAGCAACACUACAGCACUGAAGAGUUAUUGCAUGAGUCACAUACCUUGCCAACACCAAGCCACCUUGCCUUAGAUAACCUGCCUACACCUACAUCCACAGCAAUGACCAGUAAAAAAAAAGAAUGCAGCAUAAAAACAGAGCUGUCCAUGUCAAAUGAUCAAUGAUCUCUUAUUUGUGACUUUAAAAUAGACCAGGAAUCAAACUAAAAAUCAAGGGUAAUAGACAGUUGGAAAAAAAAAAAAAAAAAAAAAAAAAAAAAAACAGAA
Molecule: messenger RNA, 7028 nt
Organism: Onychostoma macrolepis
Lineage: Eukaryota; Metazoa; Chordata; Actinopteri; Cypriniformes; Cyprinidae
Gene: miga1
Product: mitoguardin 1
Exons: 16
Coding region: 463-2241 (592 amino acids)
Biological process (GO): mitochondrial fusion
Source: RefSeq, a predicted model, not a curated record